GCUGCUGCUUCUCCUUCCUCUCUCUCCCUCACUCUGAUCAAAUUUAUUGUUUUCUUGCCAAAAAGAAAAACCAGAAGCUUCUGGGUGAGGAUGCAAGGGUUUCCACAGAGCGGCGUGCCUGGGCCUGGUCCGGCGAGCGAUGGUUUGGCUCAGCUUCAGGCCACCAUGCACGCCAUCGAGGUCGCCUGCACUUCUAUUCAGAUGCAUAUCAAUCCAGCAGCAGCUGAGGCAACAAUUUUGUCGUUGUGCCAGUCCCCUCAGCCAUAUCAGGCAUGUCAAUUUAUUCUUGGGAAUUCUAAGGUGCCAAAUGCAAGGUUUCAAGCUGCUGCAGCCAUACGUGAUGCAGCUAUCAGGGAAUGGGGUUUUCUUACCGCUGAUGACAAGAGAAGCUUGAUUAGUUUCUGUCUCUGCUUUUUUAUGCAGCAUGCUAGUUCACCUGAGGGCUAUGUCCUAGCAAAGGUUUCUUCUGUGGCUGCUCAAUUGAUGAAAAGGGGAUGGUAA
This is a messenger RNA of Corylus avellana, 501 nucleotides long. The record is from RefSeq and is a predicted model, not a curated record. NCBI's taxonomy places the organism in Eukaryota, Viridiplantae, Streptophyta, Magnoliopsida, Fagales, Betulaceae.